Messenger RNA from Pyricularia oryzae 70-15, 3275 nucleotides. RefSeq lists its product as uncharacterized. The transcript is spliced from 2 exons. Lineage: Eukaryota; Fungi; Ascomycota; Sordariomycetes; Magnaporthales; Pyriculariaceae. The coding region runs from base 327 to 2891 and encodes 854 amino acids. The record is from RefSeq and is a predicted model, not a curated record. Gene Ontology annotation, molecular function: protein binding.
GUUCCAGGGACCAGACCAGACCAGACCAGAGCAGUCGGACAUCAACAACAAUCGCCAAAAUUAAAUAAUCCCCAAUACAACAACAAUUUCUCACCCACCCGCGUUGCUCCACGUAUUUUGCUGCUGCUGCGGUUGUUGUUUUAGACCAUGCGUGAGGGUUCUUAGCCUCUGACGCUACUUGCUUCUUCUGUUUCCUUUGUUACUUCUUUUGGUCCCCUUUUUUCUUUUUUUCUUUGGGGCGAGGAUUGAGACACCAUCCCGCCAGUCUUGCUUAUAGACAGCAUUUGACGUUUUUUUUGGGGGGCCUGGCCUUGCCAUUAUUCAACAUGGCCGCCCACGCGUAUACCAUCCCGGAUUGGGCCCCUACCCAGACUACCAUCUCAGACACUCCUAGUAACGGACGGCAAGUCAUGCUGCCGACGAAUCCUGACGAUUUCCAUCCGCUGCCGCGACACGACGAAGCCGACUCGGAGUCUGACCACGAGCCAGAACUGUCUUCAUCACGACCCCCUCCUCCCACCGCGUCAAUUCCCACACGUCGUCCUUCUCGUCUCCGGAGCAUGAGUAACUCACUGGGCUGGCGGCCACGACCAAAGUCCGCCGUGUUUGGGACGACUACCGCAGACGAUCUCGCAGCACCUCUGGCCGACAUGGUCCUCGACAACGCGCGACGUGCCAGCAACGGCGAGUGGCACGCUGGAAGCCGCAGCAACAACGAAUCAGCCGUGAUGGACGUUGAGGAAGAUGGCAAAGGCAAGGGGAAGGUCAGGGGCAUGAUCCGUCGCGCCUCUGUCUCCCUGAAGCGCGCUGUUUCCCGCCGGUCUUCCACAGCUACCAGCACAGGUGAAGAGCAUGAACACGCGGUCCGCCGCUUCCUGCGCUCAGCACAUGGACACCUGAGAUCACCCUCCUUGGAUAUACAUAAUCGCGAAGAACAUCAGCCACAACAGUCGCAAACUAGGCAAAAGCGAGGCCCUCCGGUCUCUUUCCGAACGCCUCGGUACACGUCAGACCAGGAGUCGGCGCGCCCUUCUACAUCACAUUCCUCCACAUGGCGUCGACUGCGCCAGGCUACGAGCUUCCGACGGUCUAGCGGAAACUUGUUUGAGAGCACGGAUAAUUCACGAAACUCGGCAUUUUUUACAAGCCCCGUGCCAGGGAACGGCGGCGCUCCACCGAUAAUUCCCAGGAACACCGGAGGAGCUGCCCGAGCUGCGGCAGCGGACGCCGCUAUGAACGCCGACGUGUUCCGCUCAAUGACACCGGCGGAGUGGGCAGUCAAUUUAGCCAAGGGUAGCAAUGGCUUGGGCAGCAGUAACCCCAACCAUCCCCAUCACAGCCUGACACACAGCAACGACGGCGAAAGUGGCAUUGGCAUCGCAGUCACCGCUACCGAGUCUGAAUCCGAACGCGAUAAGACCGAUUCUCGACUCGACUUGGCUCAGCACGCAAGCGGGACCUACACUAUGGACAGGCAACGACUGUCUGGUGGUUUGACGCGUGCUGGGUCGUCCACUGGAAGCGUUCAGAUGGCCGACGGUAUCCCUCGUGUGGACUUUAUCGCACAUCUGCCCCUGGAGCUUGCCCUCGAGGUGCUUUCAUACCUCGACUACAUCGAUCUGGCAACCGCCGAGCGUGUGUCCAGUCCAUGGAGACAUGUGACGGGUCACAGCUACAUCUGGCGCAAGUCUUUCUUGCGUAGCAUGACGAGCACGUUCGCCACGGGAGGCCAAGUCAAGCCUGGCGCUGGACUCGGCGUUCCUCCUGUCCGACCGGAGAACAACUGGAAGGACAUUUACAGGGCGAGGGUGGAACUGGACAGAAGGUGGAAGACGGGUAAUGCCAGUCCGGUGUACCUGAAUGGGCAUACCGAUAGUAUCUACUGUCUGCAGUUUGAUGAGUCGAAAAUCAUUACAGGCUCUCGAGACAAGACCAUCCGGGUUUGGGAUAUGCACACGCUAUCUUGCCGAUAUGUCAUUGGUCCUCCUGACAUCGUCCGCGAACAAAACGUUCUGUGUGACGCCAAUGGACAGCCAACUCAUUUCGCUACCACAGAGGCCAGCCCAAGGGCGAACCCGUCCUUCCCUGCGACGCUGACCUUCCCGAACCACCACAACGCCUCGAUUCUUUGCCUGCAAUAUGACGACCGAAUCCUGGUAACGGGCAGUUCCGACUCGACGUGCAUCGUGCACUCGAUUACGUCGGGCUACCGACCCAUUCGCCGGCUGCAGCACCACUCGGCGGCGGUCCUGGACCUGGUGUUUGAUGACCGGUACAUUGUGACGUGCUCCAAGGACGUUUCCAUCUGCGUGUGGGACCGCGAGACGGGUGAGCUGCUCCGACAACUGCGUGGGCACGCGGGACCCGUCAACGCGGUGCAGAUGCGCGGUGACACCAUCGUGAGCUGCUCGGGCGACUUCAAGGUCAAGCUGUGGAACAUCAGCACGGGCACGUGCAUCCGGGAGUUCGCGGGCCACACAAAGGGCCUGGCCUGCUCGCAGUUCAGCGAGGACGGCAGGUACGUCGCCUCGGCCGGCAACGACCGCACCAUCCGGGUCUGGGAUGCCAACACGGGCGAGUGUGUGCGCGAGGUGGCGGCCCAUACCAACCUCGUCCGCAGUCUGCACAUCGACUCGGUCAGCGGGCGCCUGGUCAGCGGCAGCUACGACACGGACAUUAUGGUCUUCGACAUGGAGACGGGGAGGCAGCUGCUGCACUUCCCCGGGUGGCACGCCAGCUGGGUCCUCAGCGCAAAGAGCGACUACAGGCGCAUCAUAUCGACGGGGCAGGACCCCAAAAUCUUGGUUAUGGACUUUGGCAAGGGCGUCCCGAACAUCGAGGCCCUGGAGAGCUGCGACCAGCGUGACAGCGGUCGUGUUGGUUACAUUUAGACGGCAUUGUCUGCGUUGUUGUGGACCAUGUGCUUUGUGUUGGAUGGAGGAAACUUGAGGUUCCGUCUGGGGUAUACCAUCUAAUAAUCGCCACGUUUGGCGGGUACUUGGUCACCUUACCCAUUGUACUUCAUUAUCGGACCUCAGUACAUGAGCGAAAAGUUGGAUAACAACAUAUUUUGGAGGAGCACAUAGAAUGCUCCUCAGUGGGACACGACUGUGUUUCCCACGUUACGGGGGGCAUAUACCCCCUGUUCUACAUUGCAUCCUGGGAGCUUUUGAGCUGGCAUCUUCUGCUUUUCGUUUGUAUUUUUUGUUUGUUUCAUUAUUGGAAGGAAGCCUUUUUUUUGGGAUAUUGUCAUAUUUUCUUUCCUCCUUUUUUUU